Messenger RNA from Suillus subalutaceus, 685 nucleotides. RefSeq lists its product as uncharacterized. NCBI's taxonomy places the organism in Eukaryota, Fungi, Basidiomycota, Agaricomycetes, Boletales, Suillaceae. The record is from RefSeq and is a predicted model, not a curated record. The transcript is spliced from 2 exons. Bases 127 to 543 code for a protein of 138 amino acids.
ACACCACGAAUGCCCUUCUGAAGCAACUCGUGUACAUUGGACUCGGCAACUUCACUGCAGCGGGCCUCCACGCCCUUAGACCCAGCAUCAACGUGGUCAGCGACUGAGCCGGCUCUGAGGAUCCAAAUGAUCGCAUACGCAAGCUUGUCCAUGAGUUUGCUAGCAGCAUUCGGGGCCGUAUUAGGCAAGCAAUGGCUUGGCUACUACAAAUCGAAUAGAUAUGGCCGUGGCUCACAGGAGGAACGAGGGAAGCGCAGGCAAGAGAAGUUUGACGGCCUCAUCACUUGGUAUUUCGACGCUGUCGUGCAGUCAUUUCCCGUCUUGUUUCAGAUCUCCCUUCUUCUGUUUGGGAUCGCCCUCAGCGCCCACAUGUGGUGCGAGCAGCCCAGCAUCGCUUGGGUGAUCAUUGCCACGACGGUCUUCGGAUUUCUGUUAUAUUCGCUGACAGUGAUGGCAUGUUUGAUAUCUCCCGCCUGUCCAUUCCAGACGCCGAUGUCGACGGUGUUGCGCAUGUUGGGCAUGCACAGUAAGAUCAUUUCGUGAAUUCUCGUGGUCGUUUCCAGUCUGAAUCAGUAUUGCAGGAGUUAUCCUCCUGGUCUUUGAACCAGCCUACAGGUAUUUCCAGCAGCUCAAUACAUCAGCGCACGCUGUAGUGCAACGAAUAUUUGGUACCCUCAGACCGAGA